Molecule: messenger RNA, 276 nt
Organism: Morchella importuna
Lineage: Eukaryota; Fungi; Ascomycota; Pezizomycetes; Pezizales; Morchellaceae
Exons: 4
Coding region: 1-276 (91 amino acids)
Source: RefSeq, a predicted model, not a curated record
AUGGCAAGAAAGCGUUUUGUUGCAGCCCCAUUGUUUUGCCGUACCAUUACUGAAGGUGGAUUGACACCGGACGGGGAAGGGAGUUUUACACCGGGGGAGAGGAGCGUUGUGCAGUCGUUGGCGGAGGAGGCGGUCUUCUUAGCUAUUUCAUCCAAGAUCAUUUCAACCGCGGCAGUCAACAUUCAACAGUUGAAGUUCAACAAGGACAGCCUCAAGACCAAGUUCAAGAAGGACAAACUCCAACCACCGCAAGUAACAGCUAACAAGCAGAAGUAA